UGAGUGCGUGGAGCAGCGCGGCUCUUCUGCUCGGUUCAUUAAACUGAAAUAAAACCGUUUUUUACGCCCGUGUCGGCGCCACUAACGCGGGUUGUCGCUUUGUUCUUCAGAUUGCAGCCAUGGGCCGCCGUCCAGCUCGCUGUUAUCGGUACUGCAAGAACAAGCCGUACCCGAAGUCUCGUUUCUGCAGAGGAGUCCCCGAUCCAAAGAUCAGGAUCUUCGACCUGGGCAGGAAGAAGGCCAAGGUGGACGAGUUCCCCCUGUGUGGCCACAUGGUGUCUGAUGAGUACGAGCAGCUGUCCUCGGAAGCUCUGGAGGCCGCCCGCAUCUGUGCCAACAAGUACAUGGUGAAGACCUGCGGCAAGGACGGCUUCCACAUCCGCAUGCGGCUGCACCCCUUCCACGUCAUCCGCAUCAACAAGAUGUUGUCCUGCGCCGGAGCCGACAGGCUCCAGACGGGGAUGCGUGGCGCCUUCGGGAAGCCUCAGGGCACCGUGGCCCGGGUGCACAUCGGCCAGGUCAUCAUGUCCGUGCGCACCAAGACCCAGAACAAGGAGCACGUGGUGGAGGCUCUGCGCAGGGCCAAGUUCAAGUUCCCCGGCCGUCAGAAGAUCCACAUCUCCAAGAAGUACGGCUUCACCAAGUUCAACGCCUGCGACUUCGACGACAUGAUGGCGGAGAAGCGGCUGAUCCCGGACGGCUGCGGGGUGAAGUACAUCCCCAGCAGAGGCCCGCUGUCCCGCUGGAAGUCCCUGCACGCCCAACUAGCAGCUGUCUCCGUCCUGCCAGGUGGACUCAGACUCUGGUUGAGUUACUGUCAGGCUGAGACGCAGGAGGAAGCUUCAGCUUUCCGUCAGAAGCAUUCAGGUCUGUUCAUCCUCCACCAGAACAAGAACUAGGUUCGGCCGCCUCGU
Salarias fasciatus (jewelled blenny) is the source of this 914-nucleotide messenger RNA. RefSeq names its product ribosomal protein L10 (gene rpl10). Gene Ontology annotation, cellular component: ribosome. The transcript is spliced from 7 exons. The record is from RefSeq and is a predicted model, not a curated record. The coding region runs from base 120 to 899 and encodes 259 amino acids. Gene Ontology annotation, molecular function: structural constituent of ribosome. NCBI's taxonomy places the organism in Eukaryota, Metazoa, Chordata, Actinopteri, Blenniiformes, Blenniidae. Gene Ontology annotation, biological process: translation.